Molecule: messenger RNA, 2468 nt
Organism: Pungitius pungitius (ninespine stickleback)
Lineage: Eukaryota; Metazoa; Chordata; Actinopteri; Perciformes; Gasterosteidae
Gene: znf648
Product: zinc finger protein 648
Exons: 2
Coding region: 630-2111 (493 amino acids)
Source: RefSeq, a predicted model, not a curated record
GUUUCAAUUGGCUCAAAUUAAUGAAGGCACGCGAGACCUUGUAUCUCAAUAGCUCAUUAAAAGAUCAAAGCGUCCUCAACCGACUACGGCGACUAAAGGGAAACUUAUUCUGCUGCAUUUUAGGAAAAUGCAAUGUAAAGUGUCCUAAAAGUGAACCAAAGUUCGGUGUGCGUAUCUCCGCGAGUCCUUCCCCACAGGCUAUGCGCAGAGAGGCGCCAAACCCAGUCCGUGGACGGUAAGCUGAGCUGGAGACAUGGCUGCUGUUGCUGACCAGCAGGAAAGAUGCUGACCAAGUCCCAGAGACGGCUGCUGCCAAAGCUCCGCCCGUUAACACCAGCGCCCGAACAUCCUGACCCGGGUCUAAGAUAUCCUCGUGGCAUCUCCUCAGCCGGACCUGCUCGGAAGGAGACGGAGUAGAAUGCCUUCAAAUAUUGAGGACGACUUUCUGAGGGAAUAUAAUGGAGUUGAUGGAGAAACAUAUGUUAGAAGUUUGUCAAUACUGUGAGAUGUAAGGCCAUGUGAAGGAUUUACCCAAGACCAUCUGCAGCCGCAGAGUCUUUCUAAGGAGGCUUUUUGUCCAAAACUCCCCAAAUCAUGGAGAUGGUUUAAUGGCAUGAUUUAUAGUGACCAUGGCAGACGAAAUCUCCCCACUGAUGCUCGACAGGCCAGUUGUUGAGAAGAGAAGUAAUAGAAAACUCCAAGAAAGGACUUCUGUCACUUCUUCUCUCCCGGAGGGACAGCUCUUAAUGAAUCCUCAGCAUGCGAAGGCUGACUCUUCAUUUGGCGGUAUUUGUGGUACGAACUCACUUCCAGAGAGCUGUGAAGCUGGAAUCCUUUAUGUAUAUCCUCAGACACCAAACUGGUCUCUAGUGGAGAAGUUUGCUGAACUUUCACCGACAGAAUUAACAGGAUUCGAAGAUGAGAUCGACAGCAGUCGAGGAUCGUCACAAUGCACCAAACAUAUUGAGAUCAAUAAAGUGCGCCGAGCUAAUGAGGCACUCUUGGAUGCUGUGCAAAAAAAGGAAAGUAACUGCCUCAAGAGCCAUACGACACAAAGCAAUGCCACGGUCAAACAGAGGGCAUCAAAACUCAAGGAGCUCAAUGUUGAGGAAUAUUCUCCGGGUGGUGUCGGGAAUAAUGCCAAAAAGAAGGAGGUGCCCAGUCUUUUUGUCAAAAAAUUACAUAAACAGCGCCAAGAUGACAAAAUCCCUCGACUUUUGGUCGCGAUGAAAAAACGCAAUGAAGUCGACAAAGAGCACCGGCCCUUCAAGUGCACCCACUGCAACUGGGCUUUUAAGAAGCUCUGCAACCUGCAAAGUCACCUGCAAACGCACACCGGCCUCAAGCCACACGUGUGCGACAUAUGUGGCAAGGCUUACUCCCAUCAGGGCACACUGCAGCAGCACAAACGCCUCCACACGGGAGAAAGACCGUACCACUGCCCUUUCUGCGUCAAGACCUACAUCUGGUCCUCGGAUUACCGCAAGCAUAUCCGCACACACACAGGUGAAAAGCCCUACGCCUGUGACACCUGUGGGAAGGAAUUCAUCCGCUCCUCUGACCUGCGGAAGCAUGAGCGGAACAUGCACACCAAUGACAAGCCCUUCCCAUGCACGCACUGUGGCAAGACCUUCAAUAAGCCCCUCUCCCUGAAGCGCCAUGAGAGGAAGCACCUGGGAGAGAGGCCUUUCUCCUGCCCUGACUGUGGCAAAACCUUCGCUCUGGCCAGCCGAAUGGCCGAGCACCAGAAGGUCCACGCUGGGGUUCGUCCGUACGUCUGCCCGGUGUGCUCCAAGCGCUUCACCAAGUCGUCCAACUUGACCGAGCACGAGGCCAUUCACAGCGGCGCGCGGCCCCACAAGUGCGCGGAGUGCGGCGUGGCGUUUGCCAUGGCAUCUCGCCUCGUGCGUCACCAGUACGUCCACAGUAAGGCGAAACCCCACAAUUGCACGGGAUGCAGCAAGAACUUUAGUCAUCUUGCCACAUUGAAGCUCCACCAGGAGCAAACGUGUGCUGGAAGGAUCUUUGUCUGCGUGGAGUGUGACAAGUCUUUCCAAUGUGCCACAAAGCUUGCACAGCACGUGCUGAGCCACAGGGACACCGAUGUCUGAGUCAGUUUAAAGACAAGUACACUACUCACCAACUGGAACCAUUCAAAGGGACAGGGCACCAGUUUUAUUUAUGUCAUGGUAUGCUUUGUGAGUUGGUCACUCGCACACACUCUGACCCCAUGGUGCUGGGUUCCCAUGGGAACGUUCUGACAUGAAUAUUGCCACCAGCAUCGACACUGGAGCUGUCAGCAUGGUGUGACAUGAAAGUGGUUACUGGGAUAUCAGACCCUUUGUAGAGUGAGCAUAUCAUUGUCGAUAGUUAUUAAUAAUUAGUUCAUACUAAUCUCACAACAUUUCCCAUUUGGAUGUAGAAAAUGCAGGAAGUGUGAUGUGAUAAAUGGUGCUUGUGCCAUGGUA